Messenger RNA from Oncorhynchus gorbuscha (pink salmon), 2469 nucleotides. Its product is annotated as cytosolic phospholipase A2 gamma-like. Gene Ontology annotation, molecular function: calcium-dependent phospholipid binding; calcium ion binding. The transcript has 16 exons. Gene Ontology annotation, biological process: glycerophospholipid catabolic process. Gene Ontology annotation, cellular component: cytosol; nuclear envelope; nucleoplasm. The coding region runs from base 137 to 1966 and encodes 609 amino acids. The record is from RefSeq and is a predicted model, not a curated record. NCBI's taxonomy places the organism in Eukaryota, Metazoa, Chordata, Actinopteri, Salmoniformes, Salmonidae.
GGCCUAUAUAAGAUGACAGAGGACGGGACUAGAGUGUGGAGAUCAAGAGGAGAUCAACUUGGAGGUGAAGAUUAAGACUGGACUAGUCUGCUGUACUAUACAUCUCUGGAUCUGUUUAGUUGACUCAGUGAGAACAAUGUUGCAACCAAGAAAUACUCCUAAGACUGUGCGUCUGUCUGACUCCAUCAAUGAUGAAGAGAUAAAGUAUGUGAAGGAGAGGAAGACUCAGAUUAAGAAGUGGCUGAAAGGUCAGGGUUUCAACUGUGAACUGGAGGAUGUUCCUAACAUAGCGUUGCUGGGGUCAGGUGGAGGAGAGAGGGCAGCAGUGGGCAUGCUGGGAUCUCUGCAUCAGCUGGAACAGGACAACCUGCUGGGCAGCCUCCUCUAUAUGUGUGGGGUGUCUGGCACCACCUGGUGCAUGUCAUCCCUGUACAGCGAUCCAGCCUUGUCGUUAAGUAAGCGUUGUGAUGAAAUUAUAAAGAAGCUGAGGGGUCCUAAAGUGAACUUGAGCAAAGCUGUGGAGUGGCUGAAAUUGAGGAAAGAAGAAAACCAGGACAUCAACCUCACUGACUUCUGGGGCGCCUUCACUGCCUCCUAUUUCAUGAAAGAGAUGCACACUCGCUGUCUCUCUGAAGAUGCUCACAUCAUCAAACCCUACCCCAUCUACAGCGCCAUAGAACUAGACUGCCACAAACAGGAUGACACUAAAGGGGUGUGGUUUGAGAUGACCCCCUACGAGAGUGGCUUCUCCGGAUUGGGCGCUUUCAUCCCCACUUCCUGUCUUGGGAGCAAGUUUAAAGGUGGAGCUCUGAGAGAGAAGAGGAAGGAAAUGGACAUGGUUCUGCUGCAAGGUAUCUGUGGUAGUGCCAUUGCAGACAUGCAGAUAAACAAUGAUGAGGUAGUAAAAAGGAUCUGGAGCUUGUUUGGAGAUCGCCCAGUAGUGCCAUCUGCAGGGUUUGGUCCAGGGUACGAGAGCAGUAAGGUGGUGGAAGAGAAGGUGUGUGAGUGUGUGCCCUCCCGAGUGGUGAGGUGUGUGUCUGAGCUGAUCAAGUACGCUGAUGAUCCAGAUCCACUGAAGACAAAGGAAGUCAUCACCACACUGGGACAGCUACUGAAGGGUCUUGUGAGCAGUAAGGGCGAGAUGCUGUGGAACAUGGACCCUGAGAGCUGGAAGAGAACCAGCCUGGUGGAGAGAAAGAAGUUCAUAGAGACAGUCAGUCUGGAGCUCAUCCUCUCCUCAGACAGCUGGGCAAAAGACUGGAAGGACAAACGCUACACCUGCAACGAUGAAGCGAUGUCCAGGGAGUCGAUGAGAACAUCGAAAAAGCCAGACAAAGUGCCAAUAACAAACUCCUGGCUCUCCGAUGGGUUGUGGAUUGUGCAGAACAUUUUCCCUCUGGUCCAAAAAUGGGAAUGGGGAACCACGUCCAACUUCCUCUUCAAGAUCGACGAUACUAACGUUCCGAGCAGCAUGGCAUCCAAAGAGAAGAUUCACCUGGUAGACGCUGGGUUAAAGUUGAACUCUCCCUACCCCCCCGUCCUGCGCACAUCGAGGAAGGUCGACCUCAUCAUCUCCUUGGACUUCAGCGAAGGAGACCCCUUUGAGACGGUGUUUAAUGCCAAAAAGUAUGCGCUUCAGCAGAAGCUUCCCUUUCCCCCAGUGAAGGAGAGUGUGAGGGAGGAGAAAGACCAUCCGCAGGACUGCUACGUUUUUGAGGGGCAAUACCCUGAAGAGCCCACCAUCAUGCACAUGCCCCUGUUCAACCUGCAGAACUGCCAAGACGAGGAGGGGAUUAAGAAGGAGAGGGAGAAGUACACAACGUUACGGCAGCCCUACGGUGCGCCUGAGAACGAACGCCUCCUGAAGAAGGCCAAGGACAACUUGAAGAACAACAAAUACAGGAUCCUGGUACAGAUCAUUAUGGCUGUCCAACGCAGAAAGAAUCGCAAGUCAGUGGCUCAAUAGUCUGUAUCUGUGGUGUAAAGUACUACAGUAUUUUUUGUAUUUUUUUUGUAUCUUUACUUUAUAUUUGACAACUUUUACUUUACUACAUUUCUAAAGAAAACUAUAUGUAUUUUUUACCCCAUACACUUACCCUGACACCCAAAAGUUGCCUACUUGUUACAUUUUGAAUGCUUAGCAGGACAGAAAAUGUAUAAUUCAAGCACUUAUCAAGAGAACAUCCCAACCUGUUAGUCCCUGCUGCCUCUGAUCUGGUUGACUGAUUAGAAGCACCUGCUGCUCAUCUGUGUUCCCAACAAAUGCUGUCUUGAUUUAAAAAAGAUUUGUAUCUACACACUGGAGAAAACUGAAAGGUCUGUGUAUGCCAUCUCUAAUGCAUUAAAAAAAACUUGAUUUUCUUUUUGAGUGCAGACACAUCACACCCUUCCUCUGAAUUUGCAGUUUUUACGCACAAAAAGCUAGAUUGUCCCUGUGAUUAGGACUCAAUAAACAUAAAUGCUUCUUUA